Molecule: messenger RNA, 1708 nt
Organism: Xenopus laevis (African clawed frog)
Lineage: Eukaryota; Metazoa; Chordata; Amphibia; Anura; Pipidae
Gene: gpsm3.L
Exons: 5
Coding region: 492-1469 (325 amino acids)
Biological process (GO): regulation of inflammatory response
Molecular function (GO): GTPase regulator activity
Source: RefSeq, a predicted model, not a curated record
GAAACAGAACUCUGAAAAAAGCGGGGAGUUGGUUGGAGAGAGGUGUAUAGCCAAGAGGUAGUUACAGAAGUGGGGGUCAGUGAGAGUGACAGGGCAUAGAAAGAGAAGCAUAGAGAGGAAGAAAAGAGGAAGAGAAUGAACGGAAGGAGAGGCGGUGAGGGGAAGUGACAGCUUACAUACAGUUUAGAGAGUGAGAGCGGGACAGCUCCCAAACUGAUCGACAGAUACAGAAUAUAAGGUGAGCAGACUUUUACCUGUUUAUCACUGGGAAAGCCAUGAAGCUGCCAGGUUGAAAAACAAGGAACAGGAGAAGCCAAAACAAGGAAGCUAGGACAGGAAGCCAAAGUGAGAAUAUAAUAGUGUGGGAAAGCUAAAGAGACUGUGCUGCUGAGAGAAUACGAGUGAAGAGAAGAAAGAAAGCACAAGAAGAUAUAAGUCACAAAACAUAUAUAUAUGUAGAGGAAAAUUAACGAGUUGGGAGUGGGAACAGGAUGACUGAUCAAGAUCAAACUACCAGGAGAGAGUCUGAAGGGGCAUUCCAUGUGCAAAGUGAGACAUCAGAACACAGAUGUGCAGGGGAAGAGUCUACAGAAACAUUCAUUGUGCAGGGUCGAAGCUUAGAAAGAACUAAUUCAGAAAAUCAGACUGCAGAAACAUUUAGUGCACGAUAUGAGACAUCAGAACAGCGAGACACAGCAAAAGUGUUUGUAGGGACAUUUAUUGGGCCAGAUGAGACAUCAGAAGAGACAUUCACUUUGCGAGAUGAGACAUCAGAAGAGACAUUCACUGUGCGAGAUGAGACAUCAGAUCAGAUGGACACAGAAAAAGUGACAGGGGAGGCAUACUUUGUGCAAGAUGAAGCAUCUGAACCAGGGAACAAAGAGCCACAUGACCAGGAACUUCCUAUGGCUGCUGAAAAUGAAGGUGUUUUUCAAGAUAAUGCAGAAGCACCUACAGAUGGUCUAGAGGGGAGGUCCAGAACCUGGAGAUCUGCUCCUCCUUCACCUAUCAGUGAGAGACGAGGUUUAUCUGCGUCACUUCUGUCUCUCCACACUGAACAAUUCCUUGACCUUCUCUCCACUGCCCAAACAAGGCGCUUAGAAGAACAGAGAGCAGAGCUGCCUCCAUCACGUCCCCGGGCCAAGCGCCACUUUUCUUUGCCCACAACACGUAACCUAUCCCUUCUUUCAGAUGAAAAAGGGCUACUCUUAGAGCUCCACCGCAGGAGGAGGGGAUCAUGGACUGGGCGGAGUCUCAGAAAAAAGCCAGCACCUUUAAAAAUACCAGCUCAAGAGGAGUUGUACACCACCAUUAUAGGGCAUCAGGCUCAGAGGAUGGAAGACCAGCGUUGUUCUCCUCCACUCCCACAGGGGGCUGCUGACCUAUUUGAGAUGUUAUUUCGUGUUCAAGGGAAUCGUUUGGAUGAACAGAGAGUGGAAAUGCCUUCACCACUUGGGGGUGCCUGCUGAUCAGUAAAGAUGAAUGAAACUUAUGCUUCCCCAUUUUUCCUUCUGGCAGCAUUCCCUAGCCUGUCUGCAAGAUAGGGCUCUGGAAAGAAAUAAAUCAUUAAAUACAGAAUGUUGGAAAAUUAAUAAGAACUGAUGUGAGGAUACAGAUAAACAGGAUGAUAUAUUGAAUAGAAUAACUGUUUUAUACAAUUUCCCAUUACGGAUGAAUUGUAUAAUAAAUACAUUACUCAGUAUGUUAA